GCUUAUGUCAUUGAGAUCUCGCCCUUCACGUAACGGACAGUGAACGUGCCUAACAGGGCUCGCAUUUGACACCGUGUGCUCAUCGUUCGUGAUACAGAAGGUCGACACUAGGUUGGCUGAAUUGUUUUAUCGGAUAUACCCUACUGGCCGCUUAUCCCCAAUCCAUAUUCACGUUCUGUAGCAAUCGCCGAUCAACAUCCUGCAUCCAACAUCAAGGUAAUUGAUCCAGUACACCUGAGAUACGAGAGCAACUAUGUCACUGUAUCCAUCUUUAGAAGACAUGAAGGUGGAUAAAUUCAUCCAGGCACAUAACACUCCUACUGCUAGCCCAUCUAAAGCACUGGCACUGCCAGAACCAGAGCAGGGUCAGCCUAGCCACGCUGUCUAUGAGUGUCUAUUGGAGGAGACAGGUGCCUCUGGGAGGUUGUACCCUGAGCUAAGUGAAUUUAUGGGCCUGAAUCUCAAUAUAGACACUCUGAAAACCCUGUCCACUACAGUCCCUGAACCAACUAGUGGAGGUGUUAGUGUGGUCUCGCGCAGCUCAAACUGGGCAGCUGCCCCCAUAACGGGUGGCGACCUGGGCGUGAAGAAGGCAGAGAUUCGGCAGGGCGUCAGGGAGGUGGUGCUCUGCAAAGACAUGGACGGCAAGAUCGGCCUCCGCCUCAAAGCCGUAGAUAACGGCGUGUUUGUGCAGCUGGUGCAGGCCAACACUGCAGCUGCCCUGGCAGGUCUUCGGUUUGGCGAUCAGAUCCUGCAGAUCAACGGGGAGUCAUGCGCUGGGUGGACAAGUGACCGUGCACACAAGGUGCUGAAAAUCGCCAGCCCUGAGAGAAUCACGCUCGCUGUACGAGACAGACCACUGGAACGCACCAUCACCCUCCACAAGGACAUGAACGGUCAGCUGGGUUUCAUCUUGAAGAAGGGCAGGAUCAGCUCCAUAGUGAAGGACAGCUCUGCAGCUCGCAAUGGACUCCUCACUGACCACCAGAUCUGUGAGAUCAAUGGGCAGAAUGUUAUUGGGCUAAAGGAUUCUCAAGUAUUAGACAUCCUCAGUUCUAGCGGGAAUGUUGUGACUGUGACUGUGAUGCCAGUGGUCAUUUUUGAGCACAUGAUGAAAAGGAUGUCCAACAGCAUUGUGAAGUCUCUAAUGGAUCACUCCAUUCCUGAGGUGUGAUGGGGACUUGCACCUAGCUUGGAGAAGACUCGUGUGUUGUGUGCAGCACUUCAGUUUAUAGAGGAGUGAUAUUAUGCAUACAUGCACAGUGUAAUGGAACAGAGAGUGAGAGAGAGAGAGAGAUAGCAAAAGAAAGCUGUUUUCUUUUUCCUUGCAGUAUUCGCUUCCAUUAUUAAUUAUUUCCUUUAUGUAGGAUGCGCAGUAUUUUUCGAUGUCUCAACAUCCUCAGAACUCAGUUCAUACCAAUGCUGAAAAAAUAAAUCAAGAAAGACUGAAAGAAAGAAAGCCUUUAUUUGUACAUAGCAAAGCUUAGCUGUGGUGUGUUGGCCCAAUGUGUUUUAGUCAUCGACCUUGCUAUAUUCUGGUAAACAUGCUUUCACAGUUAUGGUCCACUGAAUUUAACUUUUCAGCUUUUUUUAAAUUUAUAGUGCUAGAGAAUUCCAUUAUUUGUUUGACUGUAGUUUAUCUUUAUAAUAUGUCAAACAAUACUUGACUACUCAGUUAUAAGGACCCAUUAUAGUGUUCCUUCCUCUGUGGUUUGGCAGUUUCCUAUAUUGGAAACCUUAAAAAAAAAAAAAGUCAAAACAAUAAUGCACUUUGAUGCACAAUCUAAAAGCCAUUGUAAAACUAUGCAGAGCUGCUACAACCUUUCUUAUCAGAAGCAUUUUAAAAAUAUGACAUACAUAUUAAGAAAUAUAUUAAGGCACAUACGCUGGAACAGGAUGUAAAUGUACCCUGCUUUCAGGCUAUAUGUUUGUGGGCCUGACCUGUUGAUCUGUCAGUCAAACAUGAUAGCUCAGCAACAGGGCAGCUGCCUGCUUGAGUACAGACACUGAUGUUGAAGACCACACAUACACUAUUACAUCAAGAUGAGUUUAUCAGUUGCCUUUAUAUUGGUAACAUGUUGAUUAAGUAAAAAUUGGUUCUAUCAGGGCAUCUUACUCCAAGGGAGUACGGGCAUCUCAUUUUUUCCUAGUUUAACAGGACUGGUGGAUUAAUUUGUCUAUCUUCUUAAUUCACUAAUUCAAAAACAUCUUGACCCACUGUUAUUUUAAGUGGCUUUAAGGGCACUGUUAAGAGCAAUGGUAAGACAACCCACUACAAAACACUACAUAUUGUCCAAGAUGUUUAAAAAUUAUGUCAGCAUGUUUUUUUCAACGUAAAUAAAUCACGAACACUC
This is a messenger RNA of Electrophorus electricus (electric eel), 2354 nucleotides long. It is a transcript of the gene sdcbp, whose product is annotated as syndecan binding protein (syntenin). Gene Ontology annotation, molecular function: protein binding. NCBI's taxonomy places the organism in Eukaryota, Metazoa, Chordata, Actinopteri, Gymnotiformes, Gymnotidae. Gene Ontology annotation, cellular component: cytoplasm; plasma membrane. The record is from RefSeq and is a predicted model, not a curated record.